Molecule: messenger RNA, 560 nt
Organism: Melitaea cinxia (Glanville fritillary)
Lineage: Eukaryota; Metazoa; Arthropoda; Insecta; Lepidoptera; Nymphalidae
Product: cuticle protein 8-like
Exons: 4
Coding region: 39-494 (151 amino acids)
Cellular component (GO): extracellular matrix
Source: RefSeq, a predicted model, not a curated record
AUCAAUCACUGACCAACAUUCUACAAAAUAGCAUCAAAAUGUUCGCUAAAAUCGUAGCUUUCGGAAGUCUGUUGGUGGCUGCCAACGCUGGUCUCUUACAUGGUCAUGCUGUAUCAUCUCAAAGCAUCGUGCGUCACGAUGAGGGUCACAUCGCCGCUCCUCUGGCCUACUCUGGACAUCUCUUACACGCAGCUCCAUUAGCUUAUGCUCCCCUGGCAUAUGCUCCUGCCACUCACUAUGCUGGUCAUGAUGAAUACUCUCACCCCAAAUACAACUUCGCGUACUCAGUAGCUGACCCCCACACCGGUGACCACAAGUCCCAGCACGAGAGCCGCGACGGCGACGCCGUACACGGAUACUACUCCCUUGUGCAACCCGACGGUUCCGUCCGUAAGGUUGAAUACUCUGCUGAUGACCAUAGCGGAUUCAACGCAGUUGUACACAACUCUGGCCCAUCAAUCCACCCCCAGCCUGCCUACUACCAUCACUACUGAAACACUAAAUAUGAUACUUUAUAGAAGACUCGAUUGUAUAAAUUAUUAAACGUUAUAAACACCAAA